AUGAAAGUUGAGUUGGAGGUAUAUGUUAAUGAUGUAUUAUAUAUGAGUAAAGUAAUAGAUGAAUCAUGGAAAAGGUUUAUGUCACUAAUUUUUGUUGGGAAAAGUGCAUUAAGAAGUAGGAUUGGUGAACUUCCUUACCCCAUAACGACUUCAAUGUGUCCGCCACAUGUGAAAUUAAAAACCAAAGGAGAAGUGAAGAAGAAAGGGAAGAAACCAGUGGGUUAUGAUGUUUAUAGGGAUCCUUCAUAUCACGAGUAUGUUGAUCAAACAUCUCAAUCUUCAAAGAGGCAAUAUCAACUCAUCCACCAUCACGAUUCCUUGCUUAAACGACCAUCUCAUAGCUCAAGGAAGUCCACAAUUAUCAGUUUCCAAUUCUCUCAUCUUUUUACAAUAGUUGGAAGAUACUCAUGA
This is a messenger RNA of Lathyrus sativus (Indian pea), 411 nucleotides long. The record is from the annotation of a GenBank genome assembly. NCBI's taxonomy places the organism in Eukaryota, Viridiplantae, Streptophyta, Magnoliopsida, Fabales, Fabaceae.